Messenger RNA from Durusdinium trenchii, 1317 nucleotides. The record is from the annotation of a GenBank genome assembly. NCBI's taxonomy places the organism in Eukaryota, Dinophyceae, Suessiales, Symbiodiniaceae.
AUGGAUGCGGAACCUGCGCCAACCCUUCAGCAGCCGGGCGAGUCACAAGUCAAUCCAUCUGUCCAGCCAAUCUUGAGUGACGAGAGCCAGCGUCUUAUGAGGGAAUGCCCAGAAAACCAAUUGGGCAUGGACACUCCUGAGAAGGUUGGAGAGGAGCAGGUUGAAGAAGCAGAAGUGAGUCAAAUUGCCAAGGUCGACUCUCUGGUUCUCAUGGACAGCCCUCCCAAAGAUGAGGAAUUGAGCAAAGUCGUUUGCCAGAAGUGCCAGAUGGAGGUGUUUGUGUUCGAUGCCCAAGCCAAAGGCAAGACUUGGUGGUGUAAAGCGUGCAAUGCCAUCAACUCGACACUCCGUCGAAACCUCACAUGGCCACCUCCAGAGUUUGCUGCUCUGACCACCGAAGAACAGGUUCAAUUUUGGCAACAGUGCCGUGCCAUGAGGGAAGAAAGCACUGAUGGACGACUUCGGUAUGAUCGAUUGCGUGAUGUGCUGGUCAAUAGCCUUACCAUGGUCAAGACCAGUGAGCUUGCCAAGAGCAGCAAAGGCACUUAUCUGCCGUUGUCAGUGUAUGCGCAGCAGCUUGGCUGCCUUUGGCAUUCGAAAGGAUACAACACGAACCAGAUCCAGGAGAACGCGCCACAGAUGUGGGAUCCAAUCUUGCAGGAAAAGACCUACAUGCUCCCGGUGACGUCUUUGCAAGAGAAAGAGGUGAAACAAAGGAUUGAGAGCUCUGUGGCUGCUGCAGAGCGAAGUGUCCGCAAGCGUAAGGUGGACCACCAGCCUGAGGCAGCCAAUGUUCCAGGCGCUAUGAUCGUGGAUCUGUUGAGCGACAACGAAGACGCGCCGGACACGGAGCAACCGAUCCCUGAACCCGAACAAGAACUUACAGCUAAACAGUUGGAAGCCCAAAGGAAGAAGGAGGAGAAGGCUGCUGCACGCAAGGCAGAGCAGGAGCGCAAGAAAGAGAGCCAGAAAGAACGUCGUGAGAUGCUGAAGAUGAACAAAACCAUCGUGAAUUUGGCUGGCAAGGCUGUGGUGGAAUUGCAGCCUCUGUGCGUGGAGCUGCAGCAGACCUGUGCUUCUGGAGAUGACAAUUGGCCAGACCUCUUGAAAGAGAAUUUGGUGCAAGAGCGCGAUGUCCUGCUUGACUGGAAGAAGGCGGCGGCUGCAGCUUUGCAAAAGCAUGCCAAGAAUUCUGAGGCCAAAUUGGAAGCUCUCCCGUUCAAAGACAGCCAAGAGAUGAUGGUCAGGGUCAAAGCAGCAAAGAAAUUUGUUCAGGAUGCCAAGUCAGCCUCUUCCAAGAAGAGGAAGAAUAAAUAA